Messenger RNA from Papaver somniferum (opium poppy), 2189 nucleotides. RefSeq names its product DELLA protein RGL3-like. Lineage: Eukaryota; Viridiplantae; Streptophyta; Magnoliopsida; Ranunculales; Papaveraceae. Bases 1 to 2148 code for a protein of 715 amino acids. The record is from RefSeq and is a predicted model, not a curated record. Gene Ontology annotation, cellular component: nucleus. Gene Ontology annotation, biological process: regulation of DNA-templated transcription. The transcript has 2 exons. Gene Ontology annotation, molecular function: sequence-specific DNA binding; DNA-binding transcription factor activity.
AUGUUAAAUUCUCUAUGUGAGGGCAUUGGUACUGUUAAGAGUGAGAACUCUCCAUGUCCAACUAACCGACAACCAACUUCUUCCACUGCUUCUAUUCAGGAACCCGAUCAAGUCCCGGGGGCAGUCUCGAAACUGGAGAAAAACAGUACAGCGAGCCUCUCAAGCUUGGAUUUCCAAGCACUAAGGUUCGAGGACGACGGCGAUGUCGCGGGAGAAGACGUGCACCCGUCGGAGGAAAAUAACAUAUGGGAAAGUUUGUUUAAUAAUUUUGAGCAAAUAGAUUCUAUUUCUGAUUUCAUGAUGUCUUCACCUUUAAGAACACCAGAGUACAUGAUUUCUUCACCAAGGAGAAUCAUCAUACCGCCACAGAGUUGUGGUUCUAACAAUGAAAUCAACUAUGAUUAUUUACAAAGACUCGAAAUGCAAAAUAUACUUUCUGAUGGAUGCAGUAGCUCUCCUCCUUACACAACAACAACCAUACAACAGAAGGGAAAAUCCUCCAUGAGCCCACUUCAAAGGGUUUACAACAGCAAUACACAUACAAAGAGUUAUAACAAUAAUCACAAUAAUAGUAGUAGUAGCAAUAAUAAUCACUAUCUGCUUCCAGAGAGUUUAGAACUUCCAGCAAUGGAAGGCUUAGAAGAGCUUAUUGACCAAGUUCAUCGCCACAAUCAACAGUAUUUAUCUGCAGGUGAGACUUUCGAUCAUCAUUCUCAACAUCAUCAGAUGCCAACAACACUUGGAACAAUACUAGAAACCUUGCCUUUGCAGACUGAUGAUCAUAAUUCUAGGUUUCUCGGUGGGUCAUUGAAUGAUCAUGAGCAAGUUGGUAACUUGCAAAUGAAUAACCAGCAGGAAGUGAAUCUGUAUGAUCAGUUUAGUUCUUUCGAAAGGCAGCAACACCAACUCCAGCAAAUGCAACUGCAACAGCAACUACUGCAAAACUCUCAACAACAACAACUACAUAACAAUGUUGAGCAUGGUUUAAUGGCGCCAGUGCCAGGGUCCCUUCCAUCUAGGUCUUUGCAGGAGCAAGACAGUGGUCUUCAGCUGGUGCACCUCCUUCUGGCUUGUGCUGAAGCAGUGGCCAAAGAGGAUUACAUGUUAGCUAAAAGAUAUAUCCACCACCUCGGCCAAGUGGUUACUCCACUUGGUGACUCCAUGCAACGUGUUGCCUCGUACUUCACUGAGGCGCUCACCACAAGACUCUCGGCUGUAACCCUCACUCCUACUACUUGUACUCCUAAACCCUACACAGCAUUCCCUCCAAACUCCUUUGAGAUUCUCAAAAUCUAUCAAACGCUCUACCAAGCCUGCCCUUACAUCAAGUUUGCCCAUUUCACUGCCAACCAAGCCAUUAUUGAAGCUUUCGAAUGCGAAGAACGAGUUCAUAUCAUUGACUUGGACAUACUCCAGGGUUAUCAAUGGCCGGCUUUCAUCCAAGCUCUUGCCGCUCGUAAGGGUGGAGCUCCAUUUCUUCGUAUAACCGGUGUUGGGUCACCACCUGAAUUUGUUAAGGAAACAGGUCGGUGUCUUACAGAACUAGCACACUCUCUUCAUGUGCGAUUCGAGUUUCAUCCAGUAGGUGAAAGACUCGAAGAUCUUAAAUCGCAUAUGUUACAACGACGGGUUGGAGAAGCACUCGCUGUUAACUCUGUGAAUCGCCUCCACCGAGUUUCUGGUAAUUAUCUAGGAAAUUUACUAGGAAUGAUUAGAGAGCAAGCCCCAAAUAUCGUAACCCUAGUUGAGCAAGAAGCAAGUCAUAACGGACCCUACUUCUUGGGAAGAUUCCUCGAAGCACUGCAUUACUAUUCAGCUAUAUUCGACUCAUUGCACGCAACAUUUCCGGCCAACUCGCCUGAAAGAGUGAAGGUUGAACAUUAUAUAUUUGCGCCAGAGAUAAGAAAUAUAGUAGCCUGUGAAGGAUCAGAAAGGGUAGAGAGACAUGAAAGGUUGGAGAAGUGGAGAAAGUUGAUGAAAGGGAAAGGGUUCAAAGAGGUGGCACUGAGUCAAAACGCAGUGACUCAGUCAAAACUGUUGUUAGGUUUGUACUCUUGUGAUGGGUAUAGGUUGACUGAAGAUCGUGGCUGUUUGCUCCUGGGGUGGCAAGAUCGAGCUAUCUUAGCUGCUUCUGCGUGGCGUUGUUAGUUGGGCCUAAAAUGCGUGUAUUAUGUGCCUCUUUUGUUUCU